Molecule: messenger RNA, 2163 nt
Organism: Halteromyces radiatus
Lineage: Eukaryota; Fungi; Mucoromycota; Mucoromycetes; Mucorales; Cunninghamellaceae
Exons: 4
Coding region: 141-2024 (627 amino acids)
Molecular function (GO): metal ion binding
Source: RefSeq, a predicted model, not a curated record
UUUUUUUUUGCUUUCACCCAUUCGUAAUGUUUCCCUUUCUUCUUAUACAGUCAUAAAGCAGUUCAUUACUUUUUUUUAUUUGAUACCAUCCACUACUUACUAUUACUACUUAUAUAUAAUACUACUUAUACCUUUUACCGAUGCAACAAUAUCUAUACACCUUUUCUUCAACCAAUCCUUUACUAUCCGACAUAGCGACUGGCACAAAUCAAAUCUCAACCGAUAAUCACUCUUCUACCUUACAAUCUACCCCUCCUGCUUCACCCGCUUUAUCUCAACACAAACGAAAUAUUAAUAAUCGACUUAGUUUCUUGACAAGAUCUUCUUUAUCAGAUGAUGAACCUAGAACUCCUAUCACACCAAAAAGUGCAUACAAAUCUAUCUUUAAUACUGAUGAUCAUCAUCCUCAUAAUCAGUAUAAUGGAUCAAAAAAACCACCAAUUGAAUACAAUACGAUCACAAUUUUACCAACAUUAUCGUCACACCACGAUCAUCAUCAUCCAUCACAUAUUACUUCAACAAAUAUUGAGUACCCAAAUAAUAACAAAUACAUUGAACACCGAAAUGGUAAUAUUCAAGAUACUAUGCCCGGUGCUGGCACUGGUGAAGAAAACGAUAAUACUAUCUGGCCUAAUCCGUUGACCGAUGACUUUGAAAUGCUUCGUACUAACAUUACCUGUAUCACAAGGGAUAUGCAAGCGUUUCAUGUUCGUGAAUUAUUUUGGGAUGAAGCUGCAACAAAUAUGAAGAAGAUCAAGAAACAUAAACGACAUCAUACAGCGCCUGAUCAACACGUGGUCAAUCACUCUUGGACAUCUCUUACCCACGAGGACGACAAUCUUAAAACAUCUUCUCUUUUCAUCUUUCCUGAUCAUCCUUGGCAACAUUCGAAAAAUGAAUGGAAUUCUAAACAAGAUGGAAACAACAAUAUUACUUCUGCUUCGCUUAUCAAAUCCAACCACUCCACGUUAUUGUCUUCCGAAUUUGCAGAAAAAGAUGCGUCGAUCUACCGCCUGUGCAACCAUUUGGAUUCAGAUACCGCUUUGGACAUCGAUGAUUUGAACGAUUACAAUGACGACGAUGAUGGUCAGUGGCGUAGACAAUUUAUGAUGCUGAUGGGAUCUUUGGUCAAACAAGCUGAACAUUUGGAAUAUCUAUCCACCGAACUUUUGAGUGCAGAAAGUCAUGUACGCUCACUUUUAUCAUUGGCUUCCACUGUACAAGAUCAAUUUCAUGAACGGGAAAAGCAAUAUAAAGAUCGAUUACGCGAAUGUGAUGUUGCAGGACAACAACAAUUGAUUAUGCUCGAUGCUUUGGAGGAACUUAUAGCGGAUAUGGACAUGAAAUUACAUCAAUUGGAAUCAAAUGGGAAAAUAUCGGGUCAACCAACUCCGUCUUAUCAUGGACAACAACAAUUAGAACAAAAUGAAUCGACUGGAUUAUUAUCAAAAUGGUACACACAUGUUGGUCAAUCUCUUGAAAAUAUCUUUUCGUCAGUGGAAAAGGAAAGCUUUGCUUGUAAGACGAGAUGGUGUACUGGUAUGCUACUUGGCUUAGAUGUUGGUACAGGUGAUAUUAUUCAUAUACAACAUAGUCCUUCUAAUGGAAUUAAACUGGUGGUUGCCGGAUUUGGAAUACUUUUGAAGGGUGAUAUUAUGGAUGAUCCUCUUUUGGAACAAAUAUCAACAAAUUCAUCGACAAUUUCUCAUUGUAAGUUGACUCUUCGUCAAUAUGUUUUACAUAUGACACCCAAGGAUCGGAAAACACGGUUUUUGAUGUUACCGAAAGAUAAAUGGACACCUGAUAUAUGUACUGAUCAAUGCCAACAUGAAGAAUCAGAAAGAUGUCCAACACAGUUCACUUUUUUUCAACGGAAACAUCAUUGUCGCAGAUGUGGAAAAGUGAUUUGUCAACGACACAGUGGUAAUCGGUUACCUCUCUUUACCAUGGAUCAAGCUGAUUUUGGAAAAGGCCAAUGGAGUCGUGUGUGUGAUACAUGUUUUAUCCAAUGCAUACAAGCUUAAUACUGAUAGAAAUCCCCCCAUUUAGAUUCUCUCUUCUUUUUUUAUCACAUGUAUAUUUUUCUUUCAUCUUACCUCUAUUAGUUAGUUUAUCAUCUUUAUAGAUUUUGUAUAUAUAUAUAUUUCAUUUGAUUCCCAUUCC